AUGAAAACCCCACGCGCUUUGUUGAGAGCUAAUAUUCGAAGUUUCUCAUUAAAAGAGCGGUCUGCUAGCGCCAAUUGGUUGGGUAGCGGCUAUUAUUUUCACCAGAAACAAUACUAUCGUCAACAUCAGAUCUUGACUGCUCGGUCGUCUCCAUCGGCUACUAGGGAUCGAUUCGUGCGUAACCUUUCUACUACUCCUUAUUAUUACACAGGACCAUCUGGUACUAUCACUAGAAAUAUUAAUACAAUGUCUGCUGCUGCUAGUGGUACUGUCAAGUCUGCUUCAAGGCAACCUCCAGUUGCUCCUCUUCGUUGGGAGAUCACUGCUGACGAAAUUAAAGAGAGACAGGAGGCUCUUUUGGCGAGAAGCAAGAAAAUCGAGGAUGAAAUUGCUGCUGAAGAGAAUCCUACUUUCGAAAAUGUCAUUCUCAAGUAUGCUUUGAAUGAAAACGAUAUUAUUAAUGAACAGUGCAUCUUGGGAUUCUAUCACCAUGUUUCUGCUGACAAGGCUUUGCGUGAAGCUAGUGCCGAUGCUGAAGAGAAAAUCGAAAAUUAUACAAUUGAGGCUGGCAGUCGUGAAGACGUUUACAAGUCUAUUAAGAAAGUCUAUGAUGAUCUGCCACAAUUGACAAAGACUCUUGAUCCCGAGUCGAUUCGAUUGGUGGAGAAACUGGAAACCAAAUUCAGAAGAAACGGUCUUGCUCUGGAUAAGGAGACCAGAGACAAGGUCAGUGAGCUUCGUAAAGAGUUGUCUAGCAAUUCUAUCAAGUUCUCUAAACAACUCGCUGAAGAAACUGGAUUCCUCCUGUUCACCAAAGAAGAGUUGAAGGGAGUUCCAGAGUCUAUUCUUGAAAGAUAUCAGUUCCAGGAGGAUUCUGGAAAGUACAAAGUUACUUUCAAGUACCCAGACUAUCUUCCUCUUAUGAAGUAUGCUGAAAACGAUGCUACGAGAAAGACCGCUUAUAUCGGGUAUGAGAACCGUGUUCUUGAUAACAAGGAGCUGGUGAAGAAGGCCAUCACAUUGCGUGCUCAAGCUGCUAAGUUACUAGGAUACAAGAACCACUCUGAGUUUGUUUUGGAAGAGCGAAUGGCCAAGUCGCCUGAGAUUGUCAACUCUUUCUUACAAGACUUGCGAAAUAGAGCUUCUGCCAAGGGUAAAGAGGAGGUUGAUAAUCUCAUUGCUCUUAAGAAUGAACACCGUAGUGAGCCUGGUGUUGCCAAGUCGAGUGAGGGCCCUCAUGAUCAGCUUUACAGUUGGGACCACUCAUACUACAACAACCUCCUACUUGAACGGAAAUACCAAGUCGACGAUGAAAAGAUUUCCGAGUAUUUCCCACUCAAUCAAACCAUCGAUGGCAUGCUCGAUAUAUUUUCAGUUCUGUUCGAUCUUGAGUUUGUUCCUACCAAGGUCGACUCGUCGUUAUUAUGGCACGAGGAUGUGCAUCUUUUCGCGGUGUGGAGAAAGGACACCAACCAAUUUGUUGGUUAUCUUUACCUUGAUAUGCACCCUAGAGACAAUAAGUAUGGACAUGCUGCCAAUUUCUCAUUAACAAAGCGAUUCCACUAUCCCGAUGGCUCUGUUAACUAUCCCUCGACAGCCCUUGUGUGUAAUUUCUCCAAACCUACUGAGACCAAACCAUCGCUGCUCAAGCACUCGGAGGUUACUACAUUUUUCCAUGAACUUGGUCACGGACUUCACGAUCUUGUAGGAGAUGCCAAGUACGCUCGUUUCAGCGGUACAUCGGUAGACUGGGACUUUGUCGAGGCUCCUUCACAAAUGCUUGAAUUCUGGACCUGGAACAAGGAUCAGCUCAAGCAAUUGUCUGGCCACUACACAGAUCCCAGCAAGAAACUUGACGACGAGCUUAUUGACUCGCUUAUUCGUUCUAAACAUGUUAAUGGAGCCAUUGCUACUCUUCGUCAACUGUCGUUCGGCAUUUUCGACCUUAGUCUACACACAUCAACUGAUGGCGACGUUGAUAUUGCCAAGCUCUGGAACGAAGUCAAGGAAAAGGUCAUUGGUCUCAGCCAGGGUGGUGAGUUUACUUAUGGAUAUUCUACUUUUGGCCACAUCAUGGGUGGUUACGACUCUGGCUACUACGGAUACAUGUGGUCUGAGGUGUUUGCUUGUGACAUGUACCACUCCAAGUUUAAGGCUGACCCUAUGAGUCCCACUGUCGGUGCCGAGUAUCGCGACAAAGUUAUUGGUCGUGGCGGUUCUGUCGAUCAAACUCUUCUUCUUGAAGACUUCUUGGGCCGCAAGCCUAAUAACGACGCAUUCCUCCAUGAGCUCGGCAUCGUUGCUUAG
Messenger RNA from Sugiyamaella lignohabitans, 2307 nucleotides. It is a transcript of the gene PRD1, whose product is annotated as Prd1p. NCBI's taxonomy places the organism in Eukaryota, Fungi, Ascomycota, Dipodascomycetes, Dipodascales, Trichomonascaceae. The transcript has a single exon. Bases 1 to 2307 code for a protein of 768 amino acids. The record is from RefSeq and is a predicted model, not a curated record. Gene Ontology annotation, cellular component: mitochondrial intermembrane space. Gene Ontology annotation, biological process: peptide metabolic process; proteolysis. Gene Ontology annotation, molecular function: metalloendopeptidase activity.